CUCUCGCACUCAUGGGGCGUUCCGAGUGGGUGUGAGAGAGACACGGCGACGAAGCCAUUGUUCGGGAUCAGCCAGUUGCUGGUCGAUAACUUUACAACGCCCAGCCCUCCUCCGCCACGCGCGAGGGCAUGCCUGGCGGAAAGCGCGUCCCUGACGCGCAGGCCGGCCACUGCAGGGGAGUCGCGAAACGCAGCAGACACGCACGCGACUUGAUGUAGUGAGUGACGGGUGUCUCGUAGACGCCCCGCCCGCGGCGAGGCUCGCGGCCGAUGUGGCUGACGGCGCUCAGGGCGCUGCGGGCGGCGGCCCUCGCCUCGACCCUGGCGCAGCUGUGCGUCGUGCCGGGCGCCGAUGCGGCCGUCAAGCCCUUGAAGAAGAGAGUCUCGGACGAGGAUUUCGUGAGGUUCCUGGGCUUCCUGGCGACGCGCUACUUGCCGGCCGACGGCACCCUCAUCCUGUGCAGGGCCGGCGAGGCCGCCAGGCUGCCCUGGGUCCUCGGCGCCCUGCACUCCCUGCCCGUCAUGGCGCUGUGCCCCGGCGCCGACAACCAGCUGCCCGCGGGCAGGCUGGUGGCCUUCAUGGUGGUGGGCACGCCGCAGUACUUGCCGCAGUUGAUGGCGCAGCUCAGCCCCGCGGCUGACUCCUCGCGCUGGUACUCCGAGAUGAUGAUCAUCGUGCGCCCCGACGAGGACGCCGACGACGCCGACACCCUGGAGCCCCUGGUGCAGGACCUGAUGGCGAUCACGUGGUCGCGGUCCUGGGGACAGACUUCGGUGACGGUGGUGCGGGGCGAGGUGGGCACCCUGUACGCCAUGGUGCCCUUCACGAACGCGUCCGCCGUGUGCGGCAGCGAGGCGCCCGUCGUCGCCCCUUUGGCCUCGGUGCGCAUCACGGACCCGGCCGCGCUGGCCACCCUGCCUCACAAGAUCUACGCGGGAGAGCUGGUCCCCAGGGACCUCGGCGGCUGCGUGGUGCGCGCCACUGUGAUCGUCAGCUACCGCGACCGGUGCGGCUACACCGCGGCCAACGAGCUGCCCUUCGAGUCGAGGCUGGUCGUCGCCAUCAUGGAGUCCGUGGCGCAGUACAGGAACGUCAAGGUCAACUGGACGUACGUCACCGACCAGAAGAUCGUGAACUACGGCAACGGGACGUUCUCCGACCCACUCCGGAGGCUCAACGGGCAGACCGACGUGGUGCUGGGGGUCAUGGCGAUGUCGCCGAGCAGGAUGCAGUCCUUCCGGGCCACGGUGUCGUUCCUACAGACGCCCAUCGUCGUCACGGCGCGCUGCCCCAACCCGACGCCAGGAAGGCCGCGCCACUUGUCCAAGAUGUUCCGGAACAUCUGGGUGCGCGGGGUGUGGGGCUGCCUCCUGGUCAUCGGCGUGGCCGUCACCGUGGUGCUGCGCGUGGUCAUCGCACGCGUGUCCCGGGUGGUGCCGCGGACGCCGCGCUGGUGGUGCUCGGUGGUCAGCGCGGCCCUGCUGGACCACAUGGCCAAGAUGUGCGAGGUGGUGACGCCGGCGUGGCGGAUGUGCCCCGCGGUCACGUCGGCGCGUGUGCUGACGGGCACCUGGCUGCUGGUGCUGCUCAACAUCAACGUGGCCAUGAAGGGACUCCUGCUGACCGAGGGCACCGUCACCAAGCCGUUGGUGAUGCCGCAGACCGUGCCGGAACUGCUCGCGGCCAUGCCCAACGUCACCGUCUUCACCACAACGGAGAGCCUGCGCGCGUCGGUGAACGCUUCCGGCGUGCCGCUGGAGCGCGUGGUGGCCUGCGAGAGCGAGCAGGACGUCCGGCGCUGCGAGGACCGCUUCGCCAGGGAGCCAGCCUCCGCGGUGGCGUCCAGCCCCGAGCCCUCGCGCCUCAAGUGCCUGCGCGGCUGUCGGUACUCGCUGCCCACGGUGCUGGUGCAGGCCAACUACGUCACCUACGUCAGGAAGACCUACGUGCUCGUCGACGUGCUGGACGAGACCAUCCUCCGCCUGCAGAACGGCGGCCUCAUCGAACGGCUGGUGCAACUGGAGAUCACGAAGAGGCGGUCCAAGGCGAAGCGGAGCCAGCUCAGGCAAAGGAGGCAGGAUCGGACACGGCGCAGGAGCAGUUUCAGCGUGGACCACAUGAUCAUCCUGUUGGCGGGACUCGCCGUGGCGACGCUCGCGUUCCUGGGCGAGACGGCGACGCACCGUCUGCACGCCAUCAUGUGCCCCAGUACCAUCCCCAAGAAGCAACUCGCUAUGAUUUCUUCGAAGCGCUGAAUUAGAUUCGAUAUAAUUAGGGGUGAGCGAAUUUCCCCCUCCCCCGCGCUUCAUUCAACUAAUGCCAGGGAAGCCCCGAACUGCGCCGGUGUCCGCAGUCCGCUGGCCCUGAUUCGCAGCGCGAUCAAUUUUUGCCCGAUUGUCGUGGCUGCUCCCUGGAGCGCGACGACGACGACGACGGCCCGGCGGGGCGCAACGCCGCGGGACGCCGCCGCGCAUUCCCUGCGGCAAAGUUUCUCGUUCCACUUCCACGGGGUGUCGGCCGGCUUUGUCCGCGGGGGGCCGCACAUGUCACUCGCACCGAGGUACACAUGGAGAAGAGUGACCGCCGUCACUCGCUCCGAAAUACAAGUGUCGGAAUCUCGUAAGCAGAAUUUCACCAUCCACGAGAUAGACACCUGUAUUUCGUAGCGGGUCACGGCGGGCCAGGAGCGGGUAACUGUUCUCAUCUCUGCACCGAGUCGAGGAAGUUCGACGCGGGGAACUCAUAAGACUUGCGCUCAAUCUGCUCCAACUGUUCAAUGUGAACAAAUGCAUUUUUUCUCGACCUGUCCUUUGGUUCAGCCGUGUGACUGUUGGGACGUACAAGGAGCUGCCUUUGUUGACCGCAGCCUCCUCGCUGCCGUGCUGCUGCAGGGCCUG
Molecule: messenger RNA, 2897 nt
Organism: Thrips palmi
Lineage: Eukaryota; Metazoa; Arthropoda; Insecta; Thysanoptera; Thripidae
Exons: 4
Coding region: 270-2255 (661 amino acids)
Source: RefSeq, a predicted model, not a curated record